AUGGGUUGCGGUGCAAGCAUAGAAAGUGAUUCUGAUGAUCCAUACUACCAACUUAAAAAGCUUGACAAACAAAUUGAAAGAAAUCUUCUAUUAGAAAAGAAAAACAGCAAAAAUCCAAUCAGGUUGCUUUUGCUUGGUGCUGGGGAAAGUGGUAAAUCUACUGUACUAAAACAAAUGAAAAUUCUUCACCAUAUUGGCUUUACCAAUGAAGAUAGAACCCUAUAUAAAACUGUCAUUUGGAGUGAUGCAAUAGCUUCUUUUCAGUUACUAAUUUUACAAGCAAGAGAGAAAAAAAUAGAUUUGGAUUGUGAUAAGUUUGAAAAUAGAGAAUUAUUCAACUAUAAAAAAAUUAUAUUUAGAGCUUCAAGUUCUAUUAAAAAAAACUCGGAUCCUAAUUUCAAUUUCCUAAAUCAAUAUUUGGAGAAAUAUAGUGAAACAUCAAAACUCAAAAGAAUGGAAGAAAGUACUGGUACUCCUGAUACAAUUUGGGAUGAAACUUCCCCUGAUCAAAACCUCAAAAAUGAUCAAAAUUUCUAUAACUAUACUGAUGAAAACUAUAACAAUUCAAACAUUAACGAAUUCAAUCAAGCUUUAAAUGAAGACAAUAUGAUCAACCUCAAAAUCAGUGGUUUCCGAAAGGAUGCUGGAACUCGAAGAAAAAAUUACAUACCUGAUCCAACGAAAUCUGAAAUAGCUCAUGCAAUUAAAUCUUUAUGGAAUAAUGAUUCAGGUAUUAAAAAAAUUUAUGCAAGAAGAAAUGAAUAUACUAUUGACAGUAACAUUGAUUAUAUUUUUAAUAAAAUAGAAUGUUUUUCCAAUGAUGAUUAUGUUUGCACUGAUCAGGAUAUUCUUAAUGCUCGUAUUAAAACAACUGGUGUCACUGAGACACAUUUUCAAAUAAAAGGCUCCGAUUUCACUGUUAUUGAUGUUGGUGGACAAAGAUCUGAAAGAAAAAAAUGGUUGAGCUGUUUUAAAGAUAUUACCGCAGUAAUUUUUGUGCUAGCUAUUUCCGAAUAUGACGAAAAGUUAUUUGAGGAUAAUAAUGUUAAUAGGAUAGUUGAAAGCGUUUUGUUAUUCAAAAGUAUAGUCAACAGUAAAUGGUUCAACGAAACUCCAAUCAUCGUUUUCCUCAAUAAAACAGAUUUGUUUAGGGUUAAAAUUCAAACCAAUCCACUAAAUAGAUAUUUGCCAGGAUAUACUGGUGAAAGUGGCAAUGCUGAAGAUGGUAUUCAAUAUUUCGAAAAUACUUUAAAGUCAUUAAAUCAAACAUCAAGAGAGUUAUAUUUCAAUGAAACCUGUGCAACAGACACCCGUCAAAUGAAUUUCAUUUUGAAUGCAGUUACAGAUAUAGUGAUUCAAAAAAAUUUAAAGGCAGUGGGCUUAAUUUGA
Molecule: messenger RNA, 1389 nt
Organism: Ascoidea rubescens DSM 1968
Lineage: Eukaryota; Fungi; Ascomycota; Saccharomycetes; Ascoideales; Ascoideaceae
Gene: GPA1
Product: guanine nucleotide-binding protein subunit alpha
Exons: 1
Coding region: 1-1389 (462 amino acids)
Biological process (GO): G protein-coupled receptor signaling pathway
Cellular component (GO): heterotrimeric G-protein complex
Molecular function (GO): G protein-coupled receptor binding; G-protein beta/gamma-subunit complex binding; GTPase activity
Source: RefSeq, a predicted model, not a curated record